GGGAAGUGAUGAACAUUAAAUGUAGUGCAAAUCUAUAAGGAGAAAGUAGCUCUAAAAUUAGAUGCCUAACUGUAGCGUUGACGGCUGUUCUUGUUUAAAUUUUCCUCUUCCUUAUAUAACCCUCCUCUCUCUCUAUUGUCAGUUGGAAAGUGAAAUAUUUGUCGGAUCCAAACAUCUUGUGCUCAACAAAUUGUACUCGAAAUCUUCCGAAAGAGCUGUUGAACUGAAUUUAAUCCAUCAAUUCAGAAAGAUUUUUGGGCUCCGGAAAAAGUCGGUGAUUUUGGAUUCAUUAACAAGUGUUCCUUUUCUUUUUCAUUGAAAAGGUGUCAAUAUAUUUCAUAUAAAAAUCAUCUGCGGUGUUGAUUAUUUUUUUGUUUCUAAUAUAAUUCGUGAAAUAUUGGGGGUGUAUCCAGUAUAUGUGCAUAUUAAAGGUGGCGAACCCAGGAGAUUCCGGCGAAUAUGACAGAAUUCCAUCAACAGCAGGAGGUGAUGAUUCAGAAACUACUACUCCAACAACCACGACAGAAGGAAUUCCACAGCCAUAUGAACAAUCACAAUCGUUCGAAGAAAUGUUACAGCAGCAAAUACAACAAGAAACAGAGUAUCUUAUGUCUGCAUCAGAAACUCCCAUGUUUACAGGGUACAGUCAGUCAAGGGACAUGUCAGCAAUGGUGACGGCGUUAACACACGUGGUAUCAGGCCGGCGACAGGGAGGAGAGUGGGGUUACAGGCCCGAUAUUAGCGGUGUUACGACGUCGUUUGGUUCCGGGAGUAUUUAUUCGGGGAAUUCACCGUCUUCUUCCAGCUCAGGAUCAUGGGCUGGACAAAAAAGAAGACGUGAUCAAGAAGAAAGUGUUACUGCUGAGCAAGCUCAUAGGGUUUAUGGAGGUUUUGGUGAAUCAUCUUCCUCUGUUAAACCCGAAGAAGCUACAAGCAUGGCAGCGCCAUCAACCGCUAUCACCACCGCUGCAGCAACCACUGCUACGCAAACAGCACCGCAACCAUCGGAGGUGGCAGCUGAAGAAACAGGGGAGAGGAAGAGGAGAUACAGAGGAGUAAGACAAAGGCCGUGGGGAAAAUGGGCAGCAGAAAUAAGAGAUCCACACAAAGCAGCAAGAGUUUGGUUGGGAACAUUCGAUACAGCAGAAGCAGCAGCUAGAGCUUAUGAUGAAGCCGCACUUAGAUUCAGAGGAAACAGAGCUAAACUCAAUUUCCCCGAAAACGUUCGAUUAGUACCGCAGCAGCAGCAACAACCACCACCUCAGUCCACAACAAGAUUAGCCAUUUCAUCAGCACUACCAGCUUCACAAUUCCCAUUAAUGUCUGCAACGGUACCGACAACGCCACCAUCAUUUUUCCAAUCAUAUAAUCUACCUCAGCAUCAAAAUCAACCUCCGCUGCAGCAACAACAGCUUUUUCCGAGCUCAGAAGUAGCUAGAGAUUAUUGGGAAUACUCGCAAUUACUUCAAAAUCCAAUAGAUUUCCAUGGACAACAAUCUUCAUUAUUAGAGCAAAUGCUAUUAGCUUCAUCAAUGGGAGUCUUGCAUUCACAUACAUUUCCUUCUUCCUCAUCUUCCUCAUUAGCAACCUCUGCAGCUUCCUCGACUUCUUCCCCUGCAUAUCCCAUGAUGUUCUCAGCUCAACAAUCGCGCUUCUUUCAGCCACAAACUCAUCAGAAUCAAGGAGGUAGCAGCAGCAGCUCCAAUUUUCCUCACCCUUUUUGGACUAGUUCUGGCCACUACCCACCUUCUUCUAGCUAAUUUUUCAUACGACUUCCCUUUUCUUUUAAUUUUAUAUACUUUUUUUUUUUUUUUUUUUUUUUUAAAAAUAGGUAUUCAUUUUUAAAAUUUUUCUUGUUGGGAUUUUGGUUUUUGAUUUUCUUAUGGUUUUUAUUUGCAUUUAGGAUAUGAACAAUCUGAUCUUAAUCCUCAUUAGAGAUUUCAGGCUCGAAGUUGAUGAGGGAAAAAAAUGAAUUUUUACCCAUGUGAAUUCAGAUUAAUCGCGACCAAUUGAAAGAUGCAACACACCGGGAAACCAAAAUAAGUUGGGACAUAGGUGGUCACUGUUAAAAAGUCAUUUUUAUUAUUUUUGUCCUUUAUUUGAAGGAUAAAUGGUUUAUUAUACUCUUGAGUACAAUACAACAAGAAUAGUACAAGAGAGAAGCAUAUUUAGGUUUUCAUAUGCAUAGUUUUGGUACCCCACAAAUCUGAAAUGUUUGUCAUUUUUUUCAUGAUUUAACGAAGAAUCCUGUAGAAACCAGCCAACUUGUGGUGUUGUCUAUUCUUCUUUAUUUUCAUCUUUGCAAGCUACCAUCAUAUUCAAUUAC
This is a messenger RNA of Capsicum annuum, 2326 nucleotides long. Its product is annotated as ethylene-responsive transcription factor ABR1. The transcript has 2 exons. The record is from RefSeq and is a predicted model, not a curated record. NCBI's taxonomy places the organism in Eukaryota, Viridiplantae, Streptophyta, Magnoliopsida, Solanales, Solanaceae. Gene Ontology annotation, molecular function: DNA-binding transcription factor activity; DNA binding. Bases 417 to 1760 code for a protein of 447 amino acids. Gene Ontology annotation, biological process: regulation of DNA-templated transcription; ethylene-activated signaling pathway.